Messenger RNA from Aspergillus calidoustus, 3135 nucleotides. The record is from the annotation of a GenBank genome assembly. NCBI's taxonomy places the organism in Eukaryota, Fungi, Ascomycota, Eurotiomycetes, Eurotiales, Aspergillaceae.
AUGUCCUUUACGGCUAGCUCUAUAUUCGGGAAGGGUGGCUUGGGAGCUGCUUCACAGCCGUCGCAGCCAGAUCAACCAGCGCAACCGUCGAGCAUAUUCUCUCCUUCGAACCCGACGAGUAUCUUUGGCAACCCUCCAACAACACAGGCGCAGGCAACUACCUCUAUCUUCGGCGGCCAGCCUCAAUCCCAACAACAGCCUGGUCCCUCAUCAAUUUUCGGACCGGGUCAACCGAAUGCUAGCACGGCGCAACCUAUACAGCCAGCUUCCCAGGGCGCGCAGCCUGCCUUCUUCAGUAGCUUAUUGGAGCGUGGUAAGAAGCGGCCACUUUCUGCCGUUGCUCAAAAUGGCAACUUUGAGGAUAUGCCCAACCUUCAGUUGGGCCUAGAUGACAUUCGCCGAAAGGCGAGGGAACUCGGCACUGGUGGCUUCAAGGAUUCUUAUGUGCCAAGCAGUAAAGCUUAUUAUCUACUUGCAGCCUCGGGUGUGUCUCCGGGACACGCGCUACGUGAUCUAAAAGCUCUAGAGCCACAAGCCUCCGUACAACUUCCACCAAAGGAACCAGACACAUUCGACCCCGACAAUCAAAAGUAUCUCAGAAAUAUUCAGCAGCGUGGCCGUCAGGUAAUGAUUGCUGAGAGCCUCGCAAGAGCUCAAAGAGAUUUUGACUCCUUCCUGGAAGAGAAAGUCGACUUGGAUUGGGAAGAGCAACGCCACAGGAUCUUCCAACAUUUUGGACUAUCACAGAAAGAGGAUUCUGCUGGUGACUCGGGCCCAUCGUUUGGCCGGUCAACGAGGCAAGCUAAUCAGUCUACCUAUGGUCCCUCUGGGGCAACACGUAGGAGUGUGUUUGGCCGUUCUGGAUUGGACAAGUCGGUAAUAGGAACUCCUGGGACUGGAAAACCAAGUCAUCAGCUGUUUGACGAUUCUUCGGCACGCACUGAAGGCCCUAUUUUUCAGACACUGGAUAUUCGAUUUCUGCGCGAGAAGAUGGGCUACUAUGCAGAUAAGGUUCAGUCACUAAAUUCUACUCGCCUUCAAAAACGCAGCUUUCCAAUUCUUCACGAAUUUUCUGAUGUCGAAAAGCAUGCUGGCGGCGACGUUCCCCGGCAGCUUUUUGACGCCUACAUCGCUCUCAUAAACAUUGUUGGAGAGCCACUGGACGUCACAGACGUAUCUGACCCAGAGGCAGUCAAGGAGCGCCAAUUCUCAGAGGAGUACCUGAACGAAACGCAAAACUCACAGCAGGCGGUAAAUCUCAGAAAACGAAUUGUUGAAGGCUCGAGAAAAUUCCUCGAAAACUCAUUUUACAGUGAGGUCGAAGCAGCAAUCUCCAAGAAUCCUCGCGAGGCUCAGCUUGGUGGAAUACCAACUGUCGUUAACAAAAUUCGCGCAUACAUACGCCUGAGAGAUGCCCGAAAAGACCUUGCGCCGGAUGGCAUGGAACUACAAAUGGUGGGCAAUGACUAUUGCUGGAUUCUAAUCUUCUAUCUCCUUCGCUGUGGCUUCGUCACCGAGGCAGCAGAGUAUGUUAGCCAAGACCCUGGUUUCCGGUCAUUAGACCACAAGUUCGUGACAUACAUGACAACUUAUGCCCAAGGUAAACGAUUACCAAGGGACAUGCAACAAAGAAUCAAUGGCGAAUUCCAGCAACGGUCGCGCAAUGCCCCAGACAACACUGUUGAUCCUUACCGCAUGGCGUGUUAUAAAAUCAUUGGGCGCUGUGAUCUUGGACGCAGGCGCCUAGACGGCAUCAACCAGAGUGUGGAGGAUUGGAUGUGGUUGCAGUUUAGUCUUGCCAGAGAGGACGACCGAGCUGAGGAGGUUGCAGGUGACGUUUUCGGGCUUGAAGACAUCCAGACAGACAUCACCGAAAUUGGUCAGCGAGUGUUUGGCAAGGGCCAAGAAGGGCCCGGUGGUUACGGAACCUUCUUCCUCCUUCAGAUUCUCGGAGGAAUGUUUGAACAAGCUAUCUCGUAUCUUGGAUCGUAUGCGCCCAUUAGCGCGGUACACUUUGCGGUUGCGCUGGCCUACUAUGGUCUCUUGAGGGUCUCUGAUUUCUACACAUCGGGCGAAGAGAUUUUGUCAUUUACCGUGAAACAAUAUCCGCAGAUCAAUUUUGGCUAUCUCAUUACUCAAUACACAAAGGAGUUCCGCACAGCAUAUGUGGAAGCAGCAAUCGAUUACUUUUCUCUGCUCUGCCUCAAUGCUGACCUUCCUGGUGCGCUGGGCAAGUCGCAAGCCUCCGUGUGUCACGAGGCCCUGCGGGAGUACAUUUUGGAAACCAGAGAUUUUGCCAAGCUACUCGGUGACAUUCGGUCAGAUGGUACCAGGAUCAAAGGGCUGAUUGAGCAGCGUAUAAGCCUGAUCAAGCUCAUCGACCAAGAAGAGUUCCUCAAGACGAUAACAGUGCAAGCAGCAGCUGUCGCUGAAGACAAGGGCCUAAUCACAGACUCCGUUCUCCUAUAUCAUCUUGCCGAAGACUACGACCGUGUCAUUGAUAUCAUCAAUAGAACGCUGUCCGACUCUGUGGCUGUGCCCCUAGGAAGUCCCACGCUAAAGUUGCAGCCAUUGAGACCUCGCGCUACCUCAGGAGUUGAUGUCUCCGCAGAGCCUGGGACAAGCCUCAGCCUAACGACCGUGGAAGACCCAGUCGUGUUGGCAAAGAAUAUGAUAAGCCUCUACAAUCAAAACGCCAUGUACUAUCAGCGGAUCCGUCAAUCGAGCCGUGACGCAUGCGGCCUUUUGCUCCGGAUGAUGGAGGCUAAAUCAGAGGUAGAGGCAGGGAAGUGGACAGCGGCUUUGGACACCGUCAACGGACUGGGUAUCCUGCCACUUCGGGCUCGAGGCUCCGUACCUUAUAUUCGUAGCGCCGCUCAAGCAUUCUCAGCCUUCCCAUCCGUCAUUGCCAGCAACAUAGGCCAUGUGAUUAUAUGGAGUAUUACAUGCAUUGGGCGUGAACGUGAGCGAUUGAGCUCUGGUCCGUACGAAACCGAGAUGAGACAAGGUCUCUCAGAGGAGCUCUUAGUCAUGGCAAAGGACUUGAUGAUCUUCUCUGGAAUGAUCAAAUACAAACUACCCCCGAGGGUUUACGAGACGCUUGCUCGUGCUGGAGCGGACAUUGGUGCGUUCUAA